AUGACCGCCGCCAACGGGUUCAUCAUCGGCGAUGGCUCCUGGAACUUGCAGAUAUACGUGUCCGAUCUGCAGGUGGAACGCACGCUCCGGGUCAAAGGCGACUUGCACAUCGGAGGCGUCAUGCUCAGACUGGUCGAAGAUUUAGAUAUCGCUAUGGACUGGUCGGAUCACGCUCUAUGGUGGCCUAAUCGCAAUUCAUGGCUUACCAGGACACGGUCAACGUUGGACCAAUACGGAGUUCAAGCAGACGCCAAGCUGCAAUUUACCAGAAUGCAUAAAACUGCACGCAUCCAGUUGCCCGAUCUCCGGUACGUGGAUAUGCGCGUGGAUUUUUCCAUUAAAACGUUCAACGCCGUCAUACAGAUAUGCAAAGAGCUCAACAUCAGACACCCGGAAGAAUUGUCCCUGAGUAAGCCGCUGGAAGCCUAUCACCUGAAGCACAACAUGAAGGAAAUGCAAUAUAAUGGUGGUCAAACGCCUUCGGCCGAUACCAAUUCAUUUUCCGUAAACAAUCAUAGCCCGGCCGGUUCCACGGGCAGCCUGGACAUGACGUCUUCUUCGCCGUUCAUAUGCGCUCCGCUAAAGCAUCAUUCUACGCCCAUCAGUUCACCGGUGUCUCAAAACGGUACUUGGAAAAAAGGAUACAGUAAACCGGAAAUGAAUGGUAACGUCACGUCAUUGGAAAUGCUGAACGGAUCGCUCGAUACAUCGUUGGCCAACAGCCCGUUUUCGCCAAACCAAGAGGUGCGAAACAAAGUUCUAAAACCCAAAUCGUUGGUGGAAAAAGCUAGAAUGAAUGUAGCAUGGUUAGAUUCUUCAUUGUCGAUCAUGGAACAAGGUGUCAGGGAAUAUGACUUAUUGAAAUUACGGUUCAAAUUCUAUUCUUUCUAUGAUUUAAAUCCCAGGUUAGAUGCUGUGCGCAUCAAUCAAAUUUACGAACAGGCUAAAUGGAGUUUACUUAGCGGAGAAAUCGAUUGUACUGAGGAGGAAGCUCUUAUGUUUGCUGCACUACAGGUUCAAAUAAAUUUAAAAGCAAGUGUGCCACAACCACUUAUUGAGUCGGCCGGUGGAGAUGACGAUAUUGAUGCUGCUUUGUCAGAUCUUCAAAUUACUCUCGAAGGGUUCCAACCUCCCAGCAAUAUGGCCAACUUGAAUCACGCACCAGAAUUAUCCGACUACUUGCGAUUCUUGAAACCCAAGAAAUUUACACUGAAAGCAUUCAAACGGUAUUGGUUCACUUGUCGAGAUUUGCAUUUGAGGAUGUACAAGUCGGCGGAAGAUUUCGAAGUCGGUGCUUUGCCCAUACACAGCGUCAGUCUGAGGGGAUGCGAGGUGACGCCUGAUGUGAACAUAUCACAGAACAAGUUUGGUAUAAAACUGGAAGUGCCAAGUGCAGAUGGCAUGACCGAAAUGUGCAUCAGAUGCGAAAGCGAGGAACAGUACGCUAAAUGGAUGGCCGCGUGCAGACUGGCGGCUAAGGGGCGCCCGUUGUCCGAUCACACUUACGAGUCCGAAGUGAAGUCCAUCAAAGCGUUCCUCGAGAUGCAACACCCGUCGGUCACGCAGUCACCGGUCAUCAGCCCGUCGUCGUUGGACAUUGCCGUCGAGGAUUACGUGCCGCACAGAUAUUCCAAAAAGCUUAAGGGAAAGCUGGUCCAGCGCAUUCUCGAGGCGCACGCGAACCUAAAAGACCUCACUCUGAUGGAAGCCAAGAUGAACUACAUCAAAGCGUGGCAGUCGCUGCCCGAGUUCGGCAUCUCUCUAUUCGUCGUCAAGUUCAUGGGUCACAAGAAAGAAGAGCUCCUGGGAAUCGCGUACAACCGAUUGAUGCGCAUGGACAUCACAACCGGGGAUCAUAUAAAAACUUGGAGAUACAACACGAUGAAGGCGUGGAACAUCAACUGGGAAGUGAAGCACAUGAUGGUGCAGUUCGAGGAGGGCAACAUAAUAUUUGCCUGUCAAUCGGCCGACUGCAAGGUGAUUCACGAGUUCAUCGGUGGGUACAUAUUCUGUUCGAUGCGUUCCAAAGAGGUGAACCAAUCGCUGAACGAGGAACUGUUCCACAAACUGACCGGUGGCUGGUCAUAAACUGAUGCCACGUAGCGCGCCGCGGAGACGAGAGAACGAGCGUCGUCCUCGUCCUUCGUGGUUAUAACAACACACACCCUGUAGACGGGAGCAAACGAGAUAACGUUUUAUAUGUACAUAAUAUUACGCGUGUGUUUACUUAUGUACUUUCUUCCCGUGUUCACCGUACAACCUCGGUGACGGCAAUUCAUUAUGAUAAGUGCAUAAUUUAGGAAAUCUGUUUAUUUCCUUGUUUUAAUUUAAUUUUUUCUUUCUUUCAUAUGUUUUAUUAACAAACGACGUCGAGUAUCUCACCCGCUUAUUGGUAUAUUUAUGUACAACGUUUUAAAAACGAAUAUAUUAUUAUUAUUGUUUAUUUUCGUUGUGUAAUAUUAAAAUAAAA
This is a messenger RNA of Sipha flava (yellow sugarcane aphid), 2470 nucleotides long. Its product is annotated as unc-112-related protein-like. Gene Ontology annotation, biological process: integrin-mediated signaling pathway; cell-matrix adhesion. Gene Ontology annotation, cellular component: cell-substrate junction. Gene Ontology annotation, molecular function: integrin binding. The transcript has 10 exons. Bases 1 to 2088 code for a protein of 695 amino acids. NCBI's taxonomy places the organism in Eukaryota, Metazoa, Arthropoda, Insecta, Hemiptera, Aphididae. The record is from RefSeq and is a predicted model, not a curated record.